AUGUAAUACCCUAGACAUUGCUAUAUUGUCUUCCUUUAUUUUAUUUCCUUAAGAGGACCGCAGACAUUUACACUAUGCGAAGGAUACGCGCAUGCUCAUAUUUUACGUGCUCGCUGCCGAUUCUGUGCGUGUUGACGUUACUUUUCCGUUGAUUGUUGGCUUCGCUCAUACUCGGUGACGGGGGACAGUAAAGAUGGCGUCGGCAGAAUUUCUGUGUGUGAUUACCCGGAGAAGAUGACGACUUUGAGUUCAUUAGCUCCGUCUCACACCGAAGUGUCCUCACUGUUCACUUAAAACAAUCUGAGGUAAAGACUAUAUCCCGCGAGGACUUGUUGACAGAGAUCCGAAAGCCGAAGACAGUCGCAAAAUAUAUAUAUAUAAAACAACCCAUGGAGGAUAUCAACUCUAACAUUAACGCAGACUUGGAGGUGCGGAAGCUUCAAGACUUGGUGAAGAAGCUCGAACAGCAGAACGAGCAGCUCCGGAGCCGGUCCACUCUCCUCGCCUCGUCGGGCGGCGUGUCAGGGAAUGUCAGACCCCUCAGCGCCGGAUUCGACUCGCCCCUGUCUGUGGGAGCAGCCACGGGGCUAGCCGGUUUCUCCGGGGUGGGGUUCGGAGGGACUAGGGGCUAUGAUGGGGUUUUGGAAAACUCCCGUUGUCUGAGCCCGAUACAAUCAUACGAUAGCCCGGGGUAUGGGAGGGCGUACGAGGGUGCUGUGGCAGCGGCUUCGGGGUCCUCUUAUAUUGAUGAUAUGGGGGAUUUCACCGAAGAUGGAGAAACUUCUGUCUUGGAUGAGGUGGAAAUCCUCGAUCUCGAAGACAUGGACUGUCUUAACGAGGAGGAGGACAGCUGGCUGUAUGAGGCGAAGAUAAACAGUCCGUUGCAGAAGGCAGUCAGCCCCAUCGCUUGGUGCCGCCAUGCCCUGGAUCACCCCAGCCCUGACAUGGAGACCGCCAAGCGCUCACUCAUACACCGGCUCGACCUCACCAUGUCAGCGAGUAAGAGGAGGAGUCUGUACAGCGCCCCCUACAGUCCCACCACAGGAAACAGCCCCUACAGCAGCGGCUUCAACUCGCCGUCCUCCACACCUUCCAGGGUACCCACCGUCAAGCAGCUAGUACUGCCUGGCAGUGCAGGGCUCCAGAGGGCCUCGGCGGAGAGGACCCCUCCUCCUGCAGUGAGCCCGCAGUCGUCGGUGGACAGUGAGCUGAGCACCUCUGAGAUGGACGAGGACUCUGUGGGCUCCUCCAGCACCUACAAGCUCAACGACGUCACGGACGUGCAGAUCCUCGCCCGCAUGCAGGAGGAGAGUCUGCGGCAGGACUAUGCUGCCACGGCCUCUCGGCGCAGUUCGGGCUCCUCCUGCCACUCCCUGCGCCGCGGCACAUUCAGCGACCAGGAGCUGGACGCCCACAGCCUGGAGGACGAGGAGGAAGCCAUGCACCCCGCCUUCCACCCGCCCGUCAGCCGCUUCAGCCCCUCCCCUCGCCCCUCCCCCCGCCACUCCCCCCGAAACUCUCCUCGCUCCCGUUCCCCCGCCCGCACCCUGGAAUACGGCCACAGCCGCGGCUCCCCGCAGCCAAUCAUCAGCCGGCUGCAGCAGCCCCGCCUCUCCCUGCAAGGACACGCCCCCGACCUGCAGACCAACGCCGUCAAGAACGAAGAGAAGUUGAGGAGAAGUCUUCCUAAUCUGUGUCGGUCGGCAGUGGUUCCGGCUGCAGAGCCUGUAAAGAGCAGCAGGAGCUGCGACUCCAACCUGCAGGAGCCCAACGGCCCCGCCCACCCCCGCCACCAGCCUCAGUCUGCCACUCCGUCCAGCAGGUACUCAAACGCCCCUCGCGCUUCCCCGAAAACCAAACAGCAGCUUCAGAGUCCGUCUUCCUUACGAGUCCCCUCCCCCAGUAAGCUGCGAGCCCCGGCCACGCCCUCUCCCCUGGCACUGCGCCAGCCAGUCAAGGCCUUGUCCAGCACAGGCUCUGCCCCAUCCUCUGGCACGACCACACCCACCCGCUCCCUUGGCCCCGCCCGCAGUGGCCUGCCACGCCCCAGCACCUCUGCAGGGGGCGGCCUCCCUGUACCGCGCAGCAAACUGGCGCAACCUGUCCGUAGGUCCCUGCCUGCCCCCCGCUCCUACGGUGGCAUGAAGGACGACAGCUGGAGGGAGGGCUGUUACUGAGGAGGGGUGCGGGGCAGAGUCUUUCACCCAAUCAGCACAGACUGGCAGAGAUGACCUGGUCGCACUUUAUCAGAAAAUUCUUCAAAGAAAAGAGAGAGAAGAAAAUCCAAAAUCAAAAAGGCAAAAAUAUAAACAGACAUUUCAUACAAUCAACAUUUCAUCCGACCCAAACUGACCCGCUCCGGCCAGAACCGACCCGCUCCAAUGCCAAAGAACCGCGCCGGGCCCGUGGCGGUGACACAGGGACCCGUUUACUCAGCACCGCCAAACCCGACACCGCGGAGAGCGUAACUCCGCCUGACACGUCAGAGGGGAGGGGCCUGGCCUGGCCAGCCGAGCCCUGAUUGGUCAGGGCCUCUCUGUGCUCUUGUAUCUAUGCACACGGCCCCCCCAGCAGUGCGUAACCUGCGGAUGCCGGCAAGCAGCCUGGGGGACGGCCGCUGACCUCUGACCCCUGACCCCUCCCCCAUUCCACGCCUGUGAAGUGCCUGAGUUGAGCAUAUUAAUCCCCCCCCCCCCCCCCAGUACGAGCAGCUCACACACAUCUCUCUGAACUUCUCCGCCAGUACAGCCGGGACACUGCUCUCCUUCUCUCCCUCUCUUUCUUCCCGUCUUUCUCUUGUACUUUUAUUUACCCAGGAACAGACCAGCACCUGCCCAUCUCCCACUCUCCCCCUCUUCUGUCUCUCUCCCCCUCCCCCUCUCUCCAUUUCUCUUGUCUCCCCCUCUCUCCUGGUUUCUGGCUGUCCUGGGCUGCUGUAGGCUGUACUGUGCAGGUGACAGGAAGUAAGAGUGGCUGUACUGUGCAGGUGACAGGAAGUAAGAGUGGCUGUACUGUGCAGGUGACAGGAAGUGAGAGUGGCUGUACUGUGCAGGUGACAGGAAGUGAGAGUGGCUGUACUGUGCAGGUGACAGGAAGUGAGAGUGGGCUGGCUGUUAAACAGCCUCCCAGGAUAAUUACAAAUCUAAAUUCCAUUUUCUGUCCACUGAGCUGAAAGAAGCUUCUCCUUUUAAUUUGUGAUCUUAUUUAUUUGAAUUUAUUUAACUUUUCUCUGCAGGAUGUAUAUGAAUGCAUACAUAACACAGUAUUCAUAUUUUAAUUGAUCAUAAUUGUUAGUUAUAAUUCUAAUUCUUUUAUUUGUUUGGAACCGUUUAAAAUAUCAGGAAGCUUAUUUUCAAAGAGAUUUCUCCAAAGCAUAUUAUUUUUCUGUAAUGUUGUCCUGUCUUGUGAUAUUGCUGUUUGUUGGGUUUAGCCCAGAGGAUGCAGGUUUUGGUGAAAUAUCACAGUGUGCUUUUAGAAGAGAUAGUUAUGAGUCAGUCAGUAAAAGUGCGCAUGUUGUCAUCCAGUGCUGUGCUCAGCAGAAUGGUGACGUCAUCAAAAAGCGCCUGUCUGCAGAUGACGUCACAAUGGAGUGAUGAUGUCAUAAUGGAGUGUUAACUACAACAAAGGAAAGUGGAUGGUGCAGGCUGCCUUAUGUAAGGGAGUCCACAGCUGUUCGGCCCCUUGGCCCAGGGCUCCUCCUCAUUAAUGAGCAAGGGAAACGGCUCCAGGGAUUUCCCACAACCCCCCAUUCCUGCAUUUCAGCACAUGAAGCUUUGCUUCCUCUCACACUGUUCCCUGCAGGUGGACUCGGCUCCUCCCUCAACCCACUACAUGCAGGGUGGAGGAAAUGCCCCAUCAGUUACCGCCAAGCACACACACACACACACACACACACGCACGCGCACAUACACAGAGCCUAUAUCACAAAAGCACAUAGAGGGGUAUGACAAUUACUGUAGAUGUGUGCGUGUGUAUGUGUGUGUGUGCGCGACUGAGUGGGUGCAUGAGCGUGUGAUUGUGUGAGAGCGUGUCAGUGUGUGUGUGUGUAUACGUGCAUGAGUGUGUGUGUGUGCAUGCAUUCGUGCAUGUGUGUAUACGCUCUACAUCACUCUUACUGUGCUAAACAGCAGGAGACUGAGGGGAGUCGUUCGAAGGCCUUCCCCCAUAGGUGUGCGCUACAGUAAUGUUCCCCACAGAAACCAGUGCCUAUGAUUUCAUGAGUUCUGCAGUGGCUCAUUUUUGAUUGUGAUCUUUGUUUCCUUUUUGGUGCCAAUGACUUUAAUUUGCCAAUUUACUCGUGUAAGGAAGCCCAACCUGAUCUCUGCUCGAGGUUUUAAAAAUGCAAUGGUGAAUGCUUUUUGUUUUUGCAAUUGCCUAAAAAAAAAGUUUAUAAGUUGCUCCUGAAAAGUAUGUUGAAUAUGCGCCUUUGAUAUUUGAAAACAGAAAUAGUCCCGUGAGAGAGGUAUUUAUUGAGUUGUAUUGCAGGAGGCUCUUGAACAGACCAGGCCAUUUUGUGCGAUUGUUUUGUUUACAGUCUUUUAUAUCCACAACAUGACUUAAGAUUCCGCUUGUAAGGUCACAUUUCAAAUAAAAGUUUAGAAACUUCUGACUGCUGCCGUA
Messenger RNA from Anguilla anguilla (European eel), 4620 nucleotides. RefSeq names its product SLAIN motif family, member 2 (gene slain2). The coding region runs from base 390 to 2177 and encodes 595 amino acids. The transcript is spliced from 9 exons. Gene Ontology annotation, biological process: microtubule nucleation; cytoplasmic microtubule organization; positive regulation of microtubule polymerization. Gene Ontology annotation, cellular component: microtubule plus-end. Lineage: Eukaryota; Metazoa; Chordata; Actinopteri; Anguilliformes; Anguillidae. The record is from RefSeq and is a predicted model, not a curated record.